AUGAGAGCAACAGCCUUUGUCCUGUUCUCAGCUCUGGCACUUACAACCAUCUUCAAUGUAGAAUGUGUCAAACAUCAUCAACAGAUCGACUGUAGUAAAUAUAAAAAGUUACCACCAGAAUAGACAUAUUGUUAUAGCAUAUAUGCACCAGUUUGUGGAUCUGAUGGCAAAAGUUACAGCAAUGAUGGCUACUUCUGUCAUGAAGUUGUGAAAACUAACAACAAACUUAAAUUUGUACAUUUUGGAGAAUGUUGA
Messenger RNA from Hippopotamus amphibius kiboko, 255 nucleotides. RefSeq names its product serine peptidase inhibitor Kazal type 9 (gene SPINK9). Gene Ontology annotation, molecular function: protein binding. The record is from RefSeq and is a predicted model, not a curated record. Lineage: Eukaryota; Metazoa; Chordata; Mammalia; Artiodactyla; Hippopotamidae. The transcript is spliced from 4 exons.